Hypanus sabinus (Atlantic stingray) is the source of this 4352-nucleotide messenger RNA. RefSeq names its product sushi domain containing 2 (gene susd2). The coding region runs from base 402 to 2750 and encodes 782 amino acids. The record is from RefSeq and is a predicted model, not a curated record. NCBI's taxonomy places the organism in Eukaryota, Metazoa, Chordata, Chondrichthyes, Myliobatiformes, Dasyatidae. The transcript has 17 exons.
UAACGGAUUCAAUCUCCUGUUCAUUUUGUGAAGCUUCAAAAGAGGCAACAAUCCAGCAUGAUUAAAGGCAAAAGGCAGAAAGCACAGCUUCUUUGUAUAUUAGUGACUGGACUUAUUUCCUACUUUACAGUUCAAACAGGAGCCUAAAAGAAAUCCUGCUGAGUACGACUGGAGUAGCUUCAGAUGCUUUGUUUUCGUGCUGAGCUGAGGAGCCAAUUUUGUGAAGUUACCAUUUGUGGGAUUAUGACUGAGCACAUCAAAAUGCUCAGGAUUCGUGCGCAAGUCAUUGUGGACACGAACAGUCUCAGUGUUCUUGCCAUGUGACUUGUGAACCUUUGGGAACAUGUUGUACAGAUUACUGGAAUUUCUGCCUGCGGAUAUUUCCUCAGUCAGGAACCUUAAUGGGAGGAGAAGACUUUGUCAUCGUUAACAAUACAUUUCAGCCUGAAGACCAGAUAGUCUGCAAGUUCAAGAAAUCCAUUGUCACCAAGGGGUACAUUGAAAAUAAGAAGGCCCACUGCAUCUCACCGUUGCUGUAUGAAAAUGGAAGGAUACCUUUUGAGCUGUCAGUUGACAAUGGAAUAAGCUACAGUCACCAGGGGACCUGGGUGUCAGUGCAUCACAGCAAGUUUCCAGACUCGAAGAAAAGUGUUUUGCAGAAUGGAACCAAAUGGCAGUACUACGGUACGCCUGGCGUCACUGGGACCUUGACGCUCAAUUGGAACCAUUCAUCACUCCCAAGCAGACUUCUAAAUGUUGAGCUCUGGGGUUACAGAGAAAAUGGUAUUGCUUAUUCAGAUUCCUGGACAGGGAAUUGGACGUACCUGUACUCAAUUGGAGAAGCCAUUCAAAACAACGGAACAUUCACUUUCACCCCCAAGUCCGCUGCAGAAAAAUACUUGCAAUGGGAAAUUGGAAUGUUACGUCUCGUUGACAAGAAGGAAGAAGCUGGUGCGCCGAAUGUGAGAGCUCUGUGGAGUCCAAGCCAUGCUCUGGCCUGGCACCUGGGGGAGGAUUUCCGAAGAGAUUCUGCAGCCUGGGCAAAAGAGAAGUGCCUGAACUGGGUCAACCAUGAAACGACCCUUCCUGACUUCCUGUCAGAGAUCGCAGAUUGUCCGUGUACGUUGGCACAAUCCAGAGCUGAUACAGGUCGAUUUCAUCCAGACUAUGGAUGCGACAUUGAACAUGGAAGUGUGUGUACCUACCAUCCUGGGGCUGUCCAUUGCGUUCGAGCGAUCCAAGCAAGUCCUCAGUAUGGUGCCGGCCAACAGUGCUGCUACGAUGCCAAGGGUAAGCAGAUUCUGACUGCAGACUCCACGGGAGGCAGCACCCCAGACCGAGCGCACGACUGGGGCUCCCCACCAUACCAGAAACCCCCAAGGGUGCCCGGCUUUUCUCAUGGCCUCUACGAUGUGAUCAGUUUCUAUUACUGCUGCCUGUGGUCCGAUAACUGCAAGCAGUACAUGGACCUGCGUCCUUCCAGCGACUGCCGGACCUACAGGCCACCGAAGGUUGAUGCUGCCUGCCUAGCUGAGCGUUUCUGGAGUUCCAGUUUAGAUUUCCAGUGCACAGCAUUUGGGGACCCACAUCUCUUUACGUUUGAUGGUGCCAACUUCACCUUCAAUGGGAAGGGGGAGUACACCUUGGUGAAAGGAGAAGCAAACUCCACAAGUGGAGCAUUGCAAGUCCAAGGAAGGACAGAACUAGUCAAGAAUAUCAAUGGAGCAAAUGCAAAUGUGACUGGAUUUACUGCUGUUGCUAUGCAGGAAGGUGAUUCUGAUGUGAUUGAAUUCCGCAUUGCUAGCCAUGACAAUGGCAGCAGCUUGGAGGUACUGAUCAACAGUGGACCUGCAACUUUUCAUGAACAGAACUGGAUGGACCUUAAAGGGGUCUACCUGUAUUCAGCCAGCCCACAGAAUGUUACUGCCAUGUUUCCUUCUGGAGCUGGUGUGGAAGCAGAGAUCAGGGGCUCAAUCCUGAGCAUCAACAUCCUGCUACCAGACACGUUCACAAACCAGACAGAGGGGCUGCUUGGAGUGAUGAACAACAACGUGGAUGACGACUUCACCUUCAGAAAUGGAUCAGAUCUACCAGCCGGCGCGAGCGAGGAGAGGAUCUAUGAAUUCGGAGCCAGCUGGGCGAUUGAAAAUACGAGUUCUCUCUUCACCUAUGACAGUCAGUUCUUGCUGAACAAUUACUUGAAUGCUCCCAAGCAUGACCCAGACUUCACACCUGUCUUUCACGUGUCGGACAACCCAGCGAACCCCCUGCAUGCCGAGAUGAAUGCCCUGUGCGAAGGGAUCGAGUCUUGUCAGUUUGAUACUCUUGUAACCAAAAGCCUCCAGGUGGGAAAAGAAACAAAGCUCUCCUAUCUGAACUACCGAAAGCUGGUUGAAAGCCUUGAACCAAUCACUUCCUGUGGAGUUUUGGAAGAGCCCAAGAAUGGGAAAAAGAAAGGAAUUGUUUAUCUGAUUGGAUCCACUGUGAAUUUUACCUGUAGCCAGGGCCAUGUUAUCUCAGGAUCAUCCUCACGUACCUGUCUGCCAAAUGGCCAAUGGAGUGGUGAACCUACCUUCUGUAUAUCUGAGAACAUUUUGGGUAUCGUGUUGGGAACGUUGCUUGCUGUCUUUUCCCUGGUGCUGAUUGGAGUGAUCUUGUUCAUUAAUGAAAAGCGAUUACAGAGGAAAAAGGCCAAAAUGGCUCAAAGUUCCUUUCAGAAUCCCAAUGGAGGGAAAACUGAAAGUUCUUAGCUUUCAAAAGAAAACUCAUCUCCCUAGCGUCUGAAGUCUCUUGCGUCCCCCCACUACCCCCAGCUUCAACAUGGAGACAGCCUUUGCCUUUCCGCCAGCCCAGUGCGUGCUGUCUGUGAGAUGGAUCUCAGUCUUUUGACUUCAGAAAAUUGGAAAACUGACUUCUCAGAUGGAAUAGGAUCAUCUCUCAGGCAGCUCUGGGCAAUACCUAAGAAAUUAAUUGAAGCUGUGGCCUGUUUAAAUGAUCAUGUUCGUAAUACCUGACCAGCUACAAUUUUCAUUAAUGUUUGCUUACAAUAAUAUAAAUACUAGAUAUUAACAGAUUUCUCAGUACAAGGCAGGAUUUAUUGACGGGGCUGGGAGCAUUGGCCUAGUGUAUAUUUUGACUUUGCCCUUUCCUCAGGAUGUUGGGAAUCUUUAGUACAUCUCUUGCAGAAGUUAAAUGUUAAUUUUUCCAACCCUGUUGCUCAUCCAAUUCCCUCACGCUUCAGAUUUCGAUUUCAUUUGAACUUAAAAAGAAAAUCCACCUGAAUCACUUCAUUUGUCUAAGUUGACUGCACAAGGCUAGCUUAAUCUCCAAAACAUGCAAUGACUCAACACUCCAUCUGCAGAAACAGGCAUGUCACAUGCUGUUGUUGUUGCCCCAAGCAGAUGUGGGUACAGCUUGGGUGAGCUGUGCAGUGAAGCUCUCCCAGCACUGCCCUGACAAUAUGGCGACAUCUCCAGGCUUGCUGGAGCCCACACCUCUGUAAAAUCCCAUUCCUGGCAACAGGUGUUCCUGCUGCCUUUUGAGUGAGAUUACUGAAAUGUUGUUGAAGUGAUCUUUUCUUUACCUCUGGCUUGUGGAUUUGCUUUUUUACUCAAGAUUCUGCCAGCUAUGUUGGGUCAGACUUUUACUCCCUCAGACUGAACUGCAUUCAAAUCCAAGAUCAGGGAUGGUGGUCUGUCCGCUCAUGCCUAUCUGUAUUUCAGCUCUUAAAUAGGAUCAUAUUUUUCAAAAAUAGUAUGGUUUUUUGAAAAACGAUAACUUAUCUUGCUAUCAUUCUUAAUUUUUGUAGCAAUAUGAUCCAAUGGAUACUGCAGUUUUUUUAAAGUUCUUGACUAAUGGAAGAAUUUGUUUCAUGCAUUGUCUAAGUCAACAUUAUGUAAUUUAGUGAUGCAUAAUUGCUGAUCAGAUUAAUAGCAAUUGAGAUUUGUAUUUUAUUGUGAAAAAUGUAUUUGUUUAUUUUGAUGAAUUGCCUGUUAUGGUGAUAUGUGAUACUUGUUUCUAAAGUGGACUUACUGUCAUUGCCCACUUUCUGAAACCAGGUGUCUCCAGAGAGAGGGUGCCUUUGUGCCUUUCUUCCAUGAAGAUACUUUCUGAAGCCGUUACCCCUUUCCAGGGAGCCACUUUCAAUCAUAGGGUGCCACUUAAUACAUGUGAUCAGAACCUUUCCUUAAAGAACUGCUUGAACCAUCAGUUUGUUUUAAAUUAUGACAAUGAAAAGAUCAUUAACCAUUUCAGCAUUACUACUCACAUUUAUUUCAGCAUAUAGCUUUGAACUUUUAAUUCAGCUGUGCAUAAUGUGAUAUCUUGAAAAUAAUAAACGCAGAAAAAUGGGA